AAGUUAUUAGACCUUAUUGGUAAUAUGAAAGUAGAAGUGAGCUACAGGAAGAAACUUGAACAGUUGAAAACACGCGAGAUCAAAAAGCAAGCCACAGACAAGCUGGAAGGCCCCGACAGUGAAGGUCCUGCGCUCAGGAGAACUACCGAAGACAUCCAGCGAGGCAAACCUUUAAAUCGAGAACUGGUGCAGGCUGCUUCUGCAGUCGCAUCUUCCCUGCCACUCAAGAAGAAACAGAUAGAAUCAGAACUACUUGCGCAGCUACGAAGACACGAAGAAACCACAGAUAAACAGAAAAAAGGGGGAACUAUUAACAUACGCAACGUUAUUUCAGAAAUGGCAGUUAAAAAGCAGUCCUCAGCUCCGAGAGGUGUAAGGAUAUCCAGUCGCAUUUCCUUGGGGCUGGAUGAGGAUGGUCAAAGAUUUGAGCCUGAAAGAUUGUCACCUCGGUCUCUUGACUCCAGAAGAAGUCUCAAAGUGGGAAAGAGGCUUAAUAUAUUCACUAAGGCUUCUACAGAAACAGAAAAUGCACUGAAAACAGUAUCUUCACCAACAAUCUGGGAUCUGGAAUUUGCGAAGGAGGUUGCAGCAAUAACUGCACAGCCUCCCCGAAACGGUUUUGAGGAGAUGAUCCAGUGGACGAAAGAAGGAAUACUGUGGGAGUUCCCAAUCGACAAUGAAGCUGGGAUGGAGGACGAUGCUGAAUUUCAUGAACACAUCUUUCUGGAGAAGCACCUCGAAGUCUUCCCCAAGCAAGGACCUAUUCGUCACUUCAUGGAGCUUGUCAUCUGUGGGCUUUCGAAAAACCCGUACCUCAGCGUUAAACAGAAGAUUGAACACAUUGAGUGGUUCCACAGGUAUUUUGAGGAAAAGAAGGAACUUCUUCAAGAGAUUUGA
Molecule: messenger RNA, 897 nt
Organism: Mesitornis unicolor (brown roatelo)
Lineage: Eukaryota; Metazoa; Chordata; Aves; Mesitornithiformes; Mesitornithidae
Gene: MRPS31
Product: mitochondrial ribosomal protein S31
Exons: 6
Coding region: 25-897 (290 amino acids)
Cellular component (GO): mitochondrial small ribosomal subunit
Molecular function (GO): structural constituent of ribosome
Source: RefSeq, a predicted model, not a curated record